AUGUUGGCCUCGUCCCCGCCCCCGCUGCCAACUGGCGAGAUCAGCCCCCCUUCGCCCCCGGCGCCAACUGGCGAGUGGUCCCCCGCCCUCGCCGCCGCGGCCGCACCCCGGGCUCGAGCCCGCCGACACCCAUACCUCUUUGCGCGCGUCGCCGCGCCCCGAUUCCCCCAUCGCCGUCCAUCCCCGAAAUCCCCCUCCAUCGCCACCUCCCAACACCCCCCCCGGCCGCCAACUGGCGACCUCGCUCCCCCCCGCCCCUCAGGGCUUCCCCGGGCCCCAUCCCAGGGCCCGAGUCGCGAUCCUGGGCUCCAAUGCCCUGGGUGA
Molecule: messenger RNA, 324 nt
Organism: Penicillium brevicompactum
Lineage: Eukaryota; Fungi; Ascomycota; Eurotiomycetes; Eurotiales; Aspergillaceae
Exons: 1
Coding region: 1-324 (107 amino acids)
Source: RefSeq, a predicted model, not a curated record